Sphenostylis stenocarpa is the source of this 1185-nucleotide messenger RNA. The record is from the annotation of a GenBank genome assembly. Lineage: Eukaryota; Viridiplantae; Streptophyta; Magnoliopsida; Fabales; Fabaceae.
AUGUCUAAGAAGGAGAAUAUAAGAAUGCAUGUCCAUAACAGCCAUUUUUGUCUCAGAAAGUUAAUAGAGAUUAAGAUGAAGCAUUUGGUUUUGACAUUGACAUGGAUGUUGUGGCUGAGCCUAUGUGACAGAUGCUUGUCUCAGGUGCAGCCACGGCUUCCUCCGGGGCAACAGGUGCCAUGCUUCUUCAUUUUCGGUGACUCAUUGGUUGACAAUGGAAACAACAAUGGAAUCCUAACUCUUGCCAGGGCCAACUACAGGCCUUAUGGCAUAGACUUCCCAGGGGGUGCCACUGGCCGCUUCACCAAUGGCAGAACUUAUGUUGAUGCCUUAGCUCAGCUUCUGGGCUUCCCAACAUAUAUUCCUCCUUACACAAGAGCAAGAGGUCUGCAACUUUUAAGAGGAGCUAACUAUGCAUCUGGAGCAGCAGGCCUUAGAGAUGAAACAGGCAGUAACCUUGGUGCUCAUACUUCAAUGAAUGACCAAGUGGCUAACUUUGGCAACACAGUGCAGGAGUUGAGAAGGUUCUUCAGAGGAGACAAUGACUCACUUAAUAGCUACCUAAGCAAAUGUCUAUUCUUUUCAGGGAUGGGAAGCAACGAUUACCUGAAUAACUACUUUAUGCCAGAUUUUUAUUCAACUAGCACAGAUUUUACUGUUAAAGCUUUUGCAUCUGCCCUUCUUCAAGAUUACUCUCGCCAGCUAUCUCAAUUAUAUUCACUAGGAGCACGAAAAGUGAUGGUUACAGCAGUUGGUCAAAUUGGCUGCAUACCAUAUCAACUAGCCCGUUUUCAUGGUAACAACACCAGAUGCAAUGAAAAAAUCAACAAUGCCAUCUUACUAUUUAACUCUGGCCUUAAGAAAAUGGUUCAGAACUUCAAUGGAGGGCAGCUUCCAGGAGCUAAGUUUGUGUUUCUUGAUUUUUAUCAAAGCAGUUCAGAUUUAUCUUCAAAUGGAACAUCAUUUGGAUUUGAUGUGAUAGACAAGGGUUGCUGUGGAGUUGGCAGGAACAAUGGACAAAUUACUUGCCUUCCUCUGCAACAACCAUGUGAAAAUCGUCAGAAGUACUUGUUCUGGGAUGCUUUCCACCCCACUGAGGUGGCCAAUAUUUUACUAGCGAAGGCAUCAUACAGUUCACAAUCAUACACUUAUCCCAUUAAUAUUCAACAAUUGGCAAUGCAGUAA